This is a messenger RNA of Thalassophryne amazonica, 895 nucleotides long. RefSeq names its product cell adhesion molecule 3-like. The record is from RefSeq and is a predicted model, not a curated record. Bases 182 to 538 code for a protein of 118 amino acids. Lineage: Eukaryota; Metazoa; Chordata; Actinopteri; Batrachoidiformes; Batrachoididae. Gene Ontology annotation, cellular component: membrane; cortical cytoskeleton. The transcript has 4 exons.
CUCACUCCCACUUUGUUACUCUGCUUUUUUAGAAGUGAUCCCAGCACGUCAGGUCUGACUCUGCUCGCUCAUUUGUUCUUCUCUCCGUCUCCGUUUCAGACCUGCUUCCUACACGUGGGAGAAGAAGGAUGGAGAGCUCCCCCCACUGGCCAAACAAGAUGGCGCUUUCCUGCGUUUUGAGAUGCUCAACAAAUCCGAUAACGGCGUCUACCUUUGUAACGCCGACAAUGGCAUCGGGACCAGCAAGGGGGAGUACAGCCUGGUGGUACAAGAUGCUGCAGCCAACAUUACAGAUCCCACAGCCAUAUCGGCCUCUUCGGGGGUGGACCUCGCCGUGGUCGGAGGGGUGGUCGCAGUUAUUGUCUUCAUCCUGCUUUGCCUCCUCAUCGUCCUUGGCAGAUACCUCAUCAGACACAAAGGAACAUAUUUGACCCAUGAGGCCAAGGGCUCGGACGACGCCCCUGACGCGGACACGGCCAUCAUCAAUGCAGAGGGGGGCCACUCCGGAGCAGAAGACAAGAAGGAAUAUUUCAUCUAGAUCAGGGAGAGGUCGAGGAAAGGUGCAGAAGGAGGAAAAGUUGAUGGACGUGGGGUUGCAGGUGUAGAAGAGACGGGAGGAGUGAAGGAAAAGAUAAACCUCCAUUUGUUUUCACAAUGCUUCAGUUCUUCACUCUGUUGGAGGGAUGAUGGGGGGAAACAUGGAGGGCAAAGAACUGUGGGAAGAAGGAUAAAUGGAUGUGUUGAGCUUCACCUGGUUCGACCCUCUUUGCUUUGAUACAGGGACGUGAGAUUUUGCACUGACAUUAUGGAUGAACUGAAGUCACACACACACACACACACACACACACACACACACACACACACACACACACACACACACACACACACACACACA